ACAGUUGUCAUGGCGAUGGAGUCGGCCCCGGCGUCGGCUCCGGGGGCUGUUGCCAUGGAGAUGCCCGCGCGAGGUGCGCUGCCGGUGGUGGAGGAGGACGAGGACUCGGGCGCUCCGGGGUUCGAGGAGAGGCUGCAGCACCGCCGCAGAGGAGGCAGGCAGCGGCGCGGGCUGCCGUUCAACCGGAGCGGCUACUACAUGCUGGUAGUGAUCGGGCAGAUCGGCACCGAGGCGCAGCUGGACGCCGCCAGAGCGCAGAUAGAGCGGGGAAUUCGAUCCUGGGACGUCAAUUUGAAGUGCUGCGACCUUGACCAGCAGCUGCAGCUGUUUAUAACUCGCCACUCGGCCCAUUUUUCCUCCAAGGUCAGAGGAGAGCGGACUCUGCACCACAAAAGUGAUGUCCUAGAGAUCGUGGUGCUUGUGAACCCGUCGGAUGACACCGUUGUAUCAGAGAUCCAGUCUCUCGUGACAGAUUCUGCAGGACACAAGCUGCUGGUCUUGAGCGGCCAGAGCUCGGAUCACGGUGGCCUUCUUCUCCAGACCGGAGUUUUCACCCAUCAGACCUUUUCACAGAUCUUUGCUGAUCCUGCAGUCAGUGAAUUGCUGGGAACAGCAGCCCCCAAGCAGCAGGCAACACUCACUGUGUCCUGCCGUGGGGAGGUGGGCUGGAGCUCUGUGGGACAGCAGCAGACCCUGCGGGAGUUCCUGGACUACAAGCUGAACCCAGAGCUUGUUCUCCCCAAGAUGGAGGGUGUCACAGAGUUCACAGAGUAUGUCUCUGAAACCGUAGACGUCCCCUCGCCUUUCGACCUGCUGGAGCCUCCCACCUCCGGAGGCUUCCUGAAACUGUCGAAGCCAUGUUGCUAUAUCUUUCCGGGAGGACGGGGAGACUCGGCGCUCUUCGCCGUGAACGGCUUCAACAUCCUUGUGGACGGAGGCUCCGAGAGGAAAUCCUGCUUCUGGAAACUGGUCCGUCACCUGGACCGCAUCGACUCGAUUCUGCUCACACACAUCGGCGCCGACAACCUCCCGGGUAUCAACGGGCUUCUUCAGAGGAAGAUCGCAGAGCAGGAGGAGGAGCAGUCACAAGGCUCCACAAACUACAAUGACUGGAUGAAAAACCUGAUUUCUCCAGAGCUUGGUGUCGUCUUCUUCAACGUGCCGGAGAAGCUCCGUUUACCAGAGUCCAAUCUCAAAGUGAAACGCAGCAUCGAAGAGGCCUCGCUUACUCUGCAGUACCUUAGUAAACUAGGAGUCAAGCCAGAGCCUCUGUAUCGAGUGGUCAGCAACACCAUCGAGCCCAUUACACUUUUUCAUAAGAUGGGAGUUGGGAGGCUAGAUAUGUAUAUUCUUAACCCAGUAAAAGAUAGCAAAGAGAUGCAAUUUUUAAUGCAGAAGUGGGCUGGCAAUAGCAAGGCCAAAACUGGGAUUGUGCUGCCUAGUGGAAAGGAAGGAGAAAUAUCUGUGCCCUACCUGACAUCAGUUACAGCCUUAGUUGUGUGGCUACCUGCCAACCCUACAGAAAAGAUCAUCAGAGUGCUGUUCCCUGGGAAUGCACCACAAAACAAGAUCUUAGAGGGGCUGGAAAAACUAAAACAUCUCGACUACUUGAGGUAUCCUGUCGCCACGCAAAAGGACAUUGCUUCAGGAGCUCCUCCAUCGGUUAUUAAGCAAACAAAGUUAAAACAAAGAACGGAUAGCAAAGAAAGUCUCAAAUCCUCUCCUAAAACCACAGCAAAGACCUCUAAGAAAGAAGCUGAUGGGCAGGACGAUGUGUCAAACGCAACAGAAGCAAAAAGUGACUCUGUAAAGGAAAACACUGUAGAGAAAAGGGAGGAAAAGAAGCCAGCCAAAACACUAAAAUCUAAAACUGACGUGCCAGAAAAGAAAAAACUGAAAGAGAAAACUCUGAAGAAGCAUUCGAAGGAAAGGGCAUCAAAGAUGGAUGAGAAGAAAGACAAGGAGAAGAAAGAGAUCAAGAAAAUAAAGAAAGAUGAUUCUGCCAAAAAAGAUGACAAGAAAGAGACCAAGUCCAAAGAGGACAAGAAGAAGGAUGCAUCCAAACCUGAGCUGAGAAAAAUCACCAAACCUGACCUGAAACCUCUCACACCCGAAGUCAGAAAGACCUUACAUAAAGCGAAAGCGUCAAGUAAAACCAAGACAAUGAAAAGCAAAACCACAAAGGCUGAACCUGCUGAGCCCAAAGCAGACGAAGUGAAGCCUGUGGUUGUUAAACCCGAACCCACCGAGAAACAAGCUCCUGUUGGUGGUACAACAGCUGUAUCCACACCUGAAGACCUCAGUAAGGAUUUCGAAGAACUGAAAAAAGAUGAAGGAAAAGCCGUAUCAGCAGAGCUCCCUGUGAGUGAUAAGGUUUCCCCUGAGCCAAUAGCAGAAAGUCCAACCCAUGAGACGGCCAAAGAGCCAGAUGCAGUUUCAGAAAUCCCACAGAAACCAAAGUCUCCUGAAACGGCAGCGUCAGCUCCAGAUGCAGCAGCUAAAGCUGAAGGGAAAGACAAAGAGUCCGCUCAAGAGGAAGAACUCGAAGAAGCGCAAACAUUCGAGGAUGAGGGAGCUGCAUCUCAGGAUGAGGAAGAGGUGGAGGAAGAGUCCCUCGCUGCAGAAAAGAAAGCCCUGGAAGAAGAAGAGGAGGAGGACAUGGGAAUAGGUGUGGAUGAAGAUGAAUCAAAGUGGACAGAGGCAAAGGACGAUGGACUUGACAGGAAACAUGAGACGGAAGAAAUGGAGAAAUCAGAAUAUUUGUCCAACAAAGCUUUGACAGCACAGGACUUCCAAACGACUCCAUCCAGAAAAGAAGAGGAGGAAAAAGAAGCAGAGGUGGAGGAGGAAGAAGAGGAGGGGCUGGAGAAACCUGAACUGGAAGAGGUAGAGGACUUAGAUGUGAUAGCAGAUGAAGAGAUCAAAGUCAAGCCUGAAGAUGAAGCCGAAAACAAAGCAGGUGAGAUUCCCCCUGCGGUGGCCCUGGAAGGAGCCGCUGGAGCUGAACCCGUCUUCUACAUCCAGGACGAGAUGAUCCCCGGCUAUUCUGAGACAGAGCAGACCAUCUCUGACGAGGAAAUCCAUGAGGAGGCGGAGGAGAGAAUCCCUCACCUCCAGUACGAUGUUGGUGUCUACGACAUCUCUGUUCCAGAUCAGACAGGUUCCUUUGUAGACAUUCAUGGAAUGCGAGAGAUGCAGGCGGCUGCCAUGGUAGAGAAAGGUUUCGUUCCAGGUGUGCAGGAGCAAGUCUCUGUUUUCACCAACAUCAUCACUGCUCCCCUGGCAGAGGAGGAGCAUGUGUCCUCUGCAACGUCCAUCACAGAAUAUGACAAAAUGUCCUCUUUUCCUACGUCUAUUGCGGACGAUCAGUCAGUGGCAUCUGUUGCUGCACCACCUGCUGAGGAACUGCUCAAGACCCCGGCUCCUUCUUCAACGGCAGUAAGCACAUGCCAAGGCAAAGAGCAGCCACCCUCCGCAGGAAGUCUGUCACCACCUUCCUUAGAAGAGGACAAACUGUCCAAGUCUCCGUCUAAUGAUUUACAGCUGCCUGUUGCAGAGGACAAGACGGUAACUGAAGCUCCUGUCAAGACAGAAGAGGAGGAGGAGGAAGAAGACGAAGAGGAAGAAGAAGACCAAACGCCUAACGUUGAUAUUUCUCUUGAAAGACUUCAAGAGGGUUAUGCUGCAUCUCAAAUACUGCAGAGCAGAAAAACAGACAACGAGGACGUUUCUGGAUCUCCAGAAAAGACUCACCAUGACGUCAAACCAGACCAUCUGCCAGUGGAGGAGGAAAACAUUGAUGCUGUCGCUCCUAAAGACAUUUCCUCUGUUGUGCCUACAAGACCCUUUGGAUCUGACUCAGUGACGUCAGAGAGCGAAGAGCGCUGCUUCAGUCCAGAUGACAUCACUGUGAAAAUGGCUUCUCCUCCACAGUCUGGGCCCUCGAGUGCUGCUCAUUCUCCAAUCCAUCAGUCUCCAGUAGAAACCAAGACAACAGUUUUCCUGGAUUCUGAGUUGCUUAAGGAGGAGGCACUUCCCAAAGAAGUCACCACAAAGGACAGCCAAACCAAAACGAAGGAUGACCAGGAAAGUGAAAAGCAGAAAGAUGUAGACAAACAGAAAGUAGGCCAGUUUGAAGAAAUGUCUGGAAGAUCCGAGGAUAAAUUGUUUGAACGGGACAUUGAAGAGGCUGCAGUGAUAAAAGAGGCAGAAAAAGACAUUGCGUCUGUGCCAAAAGAAGAAGGAAAACAUGCAGAAUUAACGUCUGCAGUUGCAUCGUCUUUAACAGAAACUGAACUACCUGUUGGGGGCAGAGAGGAUUCCCUCCCAUCAUCUGACAAAGAGGAUCCUUUCAGCCGAACCAGAGAGACGGAACCUAAAGUGCCUGGGUCAAGCAAAUUCCCAGAGAAGAGUAGUUCCUUAGAUCAUAAUAAAAAAGAUGAUGACGACAGUUAUGAUGAUGAUGAUGACAAUAAAAGUGCUGUUAAAGUCACCAGUGUCACACAUGAAAAAGAUACUGAUGAGGUCCCAGGUCGUAAAGAACCCAGGGAAGAAGAAAAUCAGAAAUCUGUCAUUCAGGAAUCAGUUUCAACUGUGACGUCCAUCAUGACUGAGAAGGCAGAUAAAAUAUCCGUAAAGGAGGAUAUUUAUGACACCACACCUGCUAAAGAAGGAGCAAAGGAUCUGGGAGCUGUUGAUGAAGCCAUUAAAUAUGAUCACAAAGAGACAGAAAAAGAUGAUAAGACCAAAAUCAAUGAGCAAGUACAGAAAGAAGCUGUGCCUUCUGAGGUAAAACAAGUCAAAGAUGAACAGACAGAGAAAGAUGAAAUACAACAGCAUAAACUGGACCUCAAAACUGGUGGUGACUUAAAGGAAAUGGAGGCGGAAAAGGAUGAUAUUUCUGAUGCAGAGAUUUUAAAAGAUAAUGAGAAGAAAGAGAUGGAUACUUUUCAUAUUAAGACCCAUGAAAAAGAUGUUGAAAAGGUUCAGCCAUCAGAUAUCAGUGACGUUAAGGAAGAGAGCCAGGGGGAGGGAAAGGCAGAUGAUGUGCUGUUUUCUGAGUCGUCAAAAGAAGAGAAGAAAAAGGAGAAAGACUCAGACAUCAAACUAAAGGAAGAGCAGAAGGAGGAAAAAGAAGUGGGAAAACAAGAUGUGUCACCCAUUAAGCCCCUUACACAUCAAGGAGAAGAGGAGACGAAAAAAGAUGAAGAAAUUAGCGAUGCACACGAAGCCCCUUUUACCAGGAAAGAAGAUGAUGAGCAAGAAAUUAGUACAGAUGCAAUCUUGACUUUCAGCCACACCAAAGUAGAGAAAGUCAUAACAGUGAGUCAAGAGAUCUCUGCAGACAGGUCAGUAACUGAACAGGAGGAGAAAAUCUCAAAGGAGGAAAAUAUUCUGUGCACUAAGCCUUGCCAGGAAGAAAAUAAGGAUCUAACUACGCUCAAAGAUGAUGCAUCCCUAUUUAAACCUACAGUAGGAGAAGACAAUAAGCAGGCCAUGAAGAUAGAAGAUACUUUGGCUGUUCAGUCCAGUACGUCUGAGGGAAAGGAAAAGGUACCAAGUAGGGAAUCUCCUGUUGGUAAGCCAACAACUGAAGAAAAAAGAGAGCACAAAGAAAGUAAAGACACUGAAGAUGCAGUCAAAGUUACCAAAAUGGGAGAAGUGCCUGAAACCAUAGAGAAAGAUACUGAAUCCUCCACCACAACCACAAGCAAAGAAGCAAAAGAGAUGCUUCCACCUGAACGACCAAUCACAGAAGAGCAUGAAGACGUCACAUCUGCUGUCAAAGCACCUCCAAUAGCAGAAGAUGAUGCAGUAAUAAGGGAGCAUGUACCAGAUGUCAAAACAGUCAAAGAUGAAGCAACUCCAAAGGAUGUUGGUAAUGAGGCUGCUCCCACGAUACAAGAUGAACAAGACAAAGAAGACAGCCAAGAUCUUUGUGGAACAGCAGAGGGAGCAAGAGAGACAAUAGCAGAAAAAGAGGAGGCAAUGCCCAUCAAACUGUCCAAAGAAGAACAAGUGACGGCUCCCGAUCAUGGUGUAGAUGUCCUGCACUCCAAGGAGGACAAAGAUGCAGCUAAGGACACAAUUUCUGACAUAAAAGAGCAGGAAACUAAAGAAAUAGCAGGUGCUUUUCCUCCCACAGAGGAGCAGAAGAAGGUUGAAACCAAGGACGAUGCAUCAGAUUUAAAACUUGACAAAGAGGAGACAAAGAAGGCAACGAUAGAAGAACCUGACAUUGAAGUAGUUAAGGUUAAGAAAGAGGAUGAAAAGGCCGAUGUUAUUGAAUGUGUUUUUGAUAAAAAGGAGAGGCAACAGGAAGCUGCUGAAAUUUCUAGGGAUGGAAAGGUGGAGGAAGAUAAAGGAGAUGUUUCUGGGAAACAACCCCAGGAGAACGUUACUGACCAAAAACUCAUGUCAGAACAAAUGAUGGACACCACUGAACCACUCUCUGACACAGAAGACAAGGAGUCGCCAAAGGUUGAAGCUCUUAAAGAAGAAAAAAGUGAAAUGAAGCAGGAGAGUCAGGUCAUCAAGGAGAUGCACAUUCCAACAACUAGCAUCGCAGAGGAGAAAGAUACGGAUCCUAUUCUGUCAGAAUCCAAGAUGGAUGUUAAAAAAGAAACAAGUGUUGGGGAGGAACAUGCACUUGAAGAAGGUUCUGAUAAACUGUCUGGAAUCCAUCCAGGAACGGAAACUUUGUCAGAAGGAACACAACAGGGAUUUGUGCUGAAAGAUGACCUUGGUAUGUCUUCCCGAGACAUCCAGGGGGAGCCACAAGAACAAGAGAAAGAACUGAAGGUUAUUAGUUCAGAAGAGAGGAUGGAGAGAGAAAAAGACGAUGCGCAUGUUGCCGAACUGAGCAAAGAACAGAAAAUGGAGAAAGAGCAAGAGAAGGAUUACACUUAUGAGACUGAGGACAUCAAAGAAGAAAAGACAAAACCAGCUGAAGAUGUGAAGAUGGUUCCAGAAAAGGAUGCAGUUUGCAUGAAAGUAGAUGACAUCACAGAGAAAGCAAAGCCCGACUACACUGAAGCAGAUCAAACUAAAGAGGAAAAAUGGGAGAAAGAGGAAGUGCAGGAGAAAGACCAGGACAAAGGCAUCAAACAACCUUCACAGGAAAUAUCAGGAGAAGCAACGUUGACUCCCAAGUCAGAUUACAAACCUGCAUUUGCGGUUCAGUCAUCAGAUGAAGACAGAGAGGAUGAAGAAGAGGAGGAUAUCUGCAUGGGAGGAGCAGGUUCCCGACCUUUGUCAGUAGAGUCAAGAAAAUCUGACCAUGAUAUUUCCUCUGUGUGCGUGACUCUGACACAGACUCCCCAGACAAGAGACCAAACUCAGCCCCCUGCAUCUCAGCAUCCCGCAGUGAUCAUACCCACUCUGACGAUGCAGGAACCGUCUUUGGAUGAGGACAUCAAAGACUCUGGGAAAGAAGAAAGCAGACUUUCGCCUGAAGUUGACAAAGAUGUCGUGAAAACAGAAGCCACAGCUGCUCCGCUUGCCAAGCCGGAGUCGACUUUCGAUAUCGUAACAUCAAAGGAGGAGGAAGCAGUUUGCAGUAGUGCCGUCGUCAAAGCAGCACCGGCAUCAGCAGCCACUGAGACAAAGCCCAUGUUGUCAACAUUAUCUAGUACCGACAGCCAACCAAGGAGCAGCAUACUUUCCAGCACAGAAAGCCAGUCCAGUGUGGAGGAAGCUCUCCAACAAGAGAAACACAUGUCGUCCGAGCUGAGCUCAGGUAUAUGUGGCUCGGAAAAGACCAGGCCAGAAGAGAAGCAAGCAAAAGAAGCAGAAAGGGAGAUGGAAGGAGAAAGGGAGGUGGUCUCUCCAGGACUCUCACAACCCUGUUCAUAUUUCAUGAUUGAUAAAGAAUCUGAAGAUGCUGGAGACCCCACUAGCAGUGCAAAAAUAGUUUCAAGUGAAAAAAUGAGCUUAAAAACAGAGAUUAUAAGCGAAAGCCUCGGAGAUGAGACAGAAACUUUUGGUGCAUCCAAGUAUGAUCCAGAUGAAAAGCCCGUCCCUAAAGGCCAAGAUCCAGAGAGAAGAGAAGAUACUGAGAUUUCUCUAGGCUUUGAUACCACGUCUGAUAUGUGCAUUGAUGAUAACCGAAGAGCGAGCCAGACAGAAAGUGGAGGAGCCAUGUUUCUAUUAGAUGAUCAGUACAAAGAAGAACCGCUGUCCUUCAGCAGAGUCGACUACAGCCCCGUGUCCCUCACAGAGAGCGAGAAGAGCAGCCACCACAGCCGAAGUGCCUCCCCCAGAGACCAAGACAGAGAGAAAGGCCAAGAGGAAGAGAGCCAGAGAGAAGAAAGAGCAGAUUCACCUUGCGUCGACAAGAGCUAUUUCUCCACAAACAUGCAAGACAACAAAACAUCCCAAGCUGCCGAGUCAUACUCAUUCACUCCCAAAGAAGACAAGCCUGAAAAAUCAGAGAAAGAGAAAGAAGAAAUGAUGGAAGGAGGUGCUUCAACUUCUCAGAGGCAACCAACACAAGAUGGUGACAUCGCUGACAUUCAGCCUGCAGCCGCCUCAUUAAGAGAAGAAACUGGUUCAGCUCCAAGGGGUCACUCGGACCUCGGGGCGACCGGUGGAACAUUUGGAGAAGUCACAGAGAAGGAGAAGACAGAAGAACAGAAGGAAAAGUAUGCUGAGUCGUUCAAAUAUAAAGAGGGAAGUUCUGAUCGUCCUAAGGAGGAAGAUGGCUCUCCAUCUGGCCGGCAUUCACCUGCAGAAAAAGACAUUUUACCUCAACGCAGGUCAUCUCCAGUGAGCCAAGACCCUCCAACUGAUUCAAGGAGUGGCGCUGGAGCCACAUGUGUGGGACUUGAUAUAGAUGAUAAUGUCCUGGCAUCUGAUUUCAGUCAACUUAGAAGCUCUGUUCCUUGUAAGUCUUUGCAUUUUCCAGAGGGAAAAGAGAUCCUCGUGGACAAAAGGCUGCUGGUAGAGGGAGAGGAUUUCAGUGUGGACGAUGACGAAGAGGAAGACGAAGAGGAGGACGAAGAGGACAUGUCGAGUGAUAUAGAUGUGGAAAAGGGAGCCAGGGAGCAGUCAGAAAAAGAAAUGUGCCGACGCGGUUCUGAUGACAGCACUAAGUUGGAGGAGACAGAGGACUCAAAUAAAAUGUCCCAGUUGUCUGAAUCAGGUUUCCUCAAAGAGCAGUCAGCCCGUAAAACAACUCCUGAUGAUGGCUCAGCUUCACAAGUCAUAGACAUGGGCAAAACAGAUGGAGGUGACAAACAGGAGAGCACAAUUACAACAGCUUCAAAACCUGAGACACAGAGUCGAGAUUUAGACUCAACGCCUAAAACGAAUGAAGGCCGCAUCACACCAGAAGACACUCAAAAACCUUCUGAUGAAACAGAAAUGGAACACAAAGUUGAAUAUUUAUCUGAACCGGCAACAAGGUCGCCACCUACAGAUCAUGUUUCAACUGAAGCACUGAAGAAAGAUGACACCAACAUUUUACAUCCUCAGUCUCAGUUUGCGACAAAAGAAACAACAGAAGCAACAUCUACAAGAACACUGAUGAGCUGCUCUUUGACAUCUGAUCAUUCUGAGGAAAUGUCCAAACCUGCAUCUAGUCCUCCGCUAUCUGAUAGUGGGUUGAGCAAAUCUGAAGGUGUUUCUGAGGACAGUCAAGUUGGGCAGAAUGUGGAAGAGGAAGAAACCUCUGGCCUCCCAGAUGCCUCUGGACGGUCUGAGUCAAGUGACGUCAGAUAUUUCAGCCAAAGUCGAAAUCUUCAGAGCACAGACAUCAUGACAGAACAUGAAACUACUUCAUCAGAUAUCUCCUACACCACCCUAAUAAACUCUUCAACAUACUCCUCUGCGUCAUACAGUUACUCGUCUUCUGCCUCAACGUCUACACUUUUCAGCCGGGACUUGAGGGAGAAAGCUGCAAUUUUACCUCAACCAACUUCUGAGGUACCUUUGGCCAAGGAGGAACUUCCAUUUAAAGCGGCGUCUACAGGGUCAUGUUUUGGAGGUUUCAAGAGGGACGAAUACCUGGAGGUGAUGACAAAGCCUGCAGGGGAAAUGUCCAAGCCGUCAUCUAUGGACUCAUCUGCCACUCCCAAGAAGCCUGAGGCUCAAGAGCAAAACGCUGAUAUAAAGCAGAGUACUGAGAUAGCAACCUCCAUCCCUGCAACUUCUCAACCAAACAUAAAACCAGUAGCUGUCCCAGACAGUCCAUCUACAUCAGAAACUCACUUUGAUGUCUCUCCUCUCCAAAGGGCUGACUCCUCUGACCAGGGGUCCAAGAGUAAGGAGCCUGAAACACUUGAACUGGAGGACAGUACCCUGCUGUGCCACAUUGAAUGUCAAAAAAUCCAAGUGUCUGACCCAAAGGAGGCUUUCUUCUCAAAGACUGAAACGUAUUCAGCAGAGAGUACAGUUCAGAUCAUGGAGGAAAGGACUGUCGCCAUCACCUCUACCAGUACCGAGUCUAAACCUGCCGUGACAACAGAAACAACUCAACAUGCAGCCUCAAUAACGCCACCAAGUGACAUUGGAGCCACUCAAACCUCAUGUGCCACAACAGAUUUAAAGGAGAAGACAAAAGAAGCUAUUGAACAAAUGAAGGAAGAUGUCCAUAUAGAGGAAAAAGAAAUGAGUGGAAAAGAUGAGAAGACAGAAACAAUUAGGGACAUAGGCACCAAACAGAAGACAGAAGAGAGGAAACUGGAUGAAAAGACUUGUAAAGACGGAAGUAUAGAAGAUAAGAAAGAAACAGCUGACCCUAAGGUGAGCGCAAAAAUAGAAACUGGGAAACAAGCAGAGGGAGAAACAUGGGAAGACAAAAGCUUCUUUGAGAAGCCAUCAGUGAGGUUAGAAGUAAGGAGAAAGAGCAGCUUGUCAGACUGGGAGCUUUUGCAGAGGCCUGAGGAUUAUCCAGGUACCCCUCCACCAAACUACGAUAAUGGAGACGAACUAGCAGAUGAGGAAACUAAGGAAUGGGGGGCCACUUCUCAUACUACGUUAAUGUCCAUCUCAGCAGCGUCUUACCAUGCAGAAACACCAAGCAAAGCAGAUGUAAAGACUGGUCGUCCCUCUGAUCUGAACACUGGAGCAACUUCUUCUGCCUACCCUGAGGACUACUCGUCCUGCGAGUAUAAACACCGCAAGGGUGAGCUUUCCCCAUCCUUCAUCAACCCCAGCCUUCACCACCUCUCCAGCGACGAGAGUGAGGAGGACAGACACAGCGACCGUUCCCAGGAAGGAGACGAGGACGAGCACGAGCAACACUCAGUGAAAAGGAGGUUGCACAAGCACAGGCGCCAUCACGCUCAGAGUCACCAUGGUGAAGCUGGACAGGGUAUACACCAGGUGACGGGAGCAAUGUCCUCUGGUCUGGCUGUCACAUUAGCCGGGGAAGAGACACCUCCUACGUCUGUCAGUGAGUCAAUACCUUCACAGUCAGACUCCGACGUCCCUCCGGAAACAGAGGAGUGUCCAUCUAUAACUGCUGAGGGAAAUCUGGACUCUGACGAAGACGCAGAGCAUCUGCCAGUGGACAAAUCUGCCUCUGGAGUUGGGAGCAGCCACCAUGGAUCUUCACCACGCUCGUCUCAGAAACCCCACGAUCCACUCCCGGCCCCUAUGAAAGACCCCCUGCCCCACGCGCCCCAUCCAGACGUCUGCAUGGUGGACCCAGAGGCUCUUCUCAACGACCACAGCGGCACAGAGAAACUUCUGAAGAAGAAAGGCCUCAGGAAGGGCAAACCAAAGUCAGCCUCUCCUGCUCGUAAGGGUGAUGCCAGGAAGAGGUCUUCUACUCCGGUGAAGUCCAAGGACUCCGGCUCACCUCGUUCCGCCUCCCUCAGGAGAAAGGACACAGACAGAAGCUCCAGACUGAUCAAAAUGUCUGAGACGCAAGGCUCGAGGAGUGAGCUCCUGAACCCCGGGAAAGGGUUGGUCAACGGCAUCAAGACCAGUUCAGGAAACAGCUCCCAGAAAACUAGCCCAGCUGUUCCCCCGGGUCCGCCCGUGUAUGUAGACCUGGCUUACGUGCCCAACCACUGCAGUGCCAAGAACGUGGACCAGGAGUUCUUCAAGAGAGUGCGGGCUGCUUACUACGUGGUGAGCGGGAAUGACCCGGGAAGCGGAGAGCCGAGCCGUGGAGUUCUGGAUGCUCUGCUGGAGGGGAAAGCUCAGUGGGGCUCCAAUUUGCAGGUGACAGUGAUACCGACUCAUGACACAGAGGUUACCCGGGACUGGUACCAGCAGACCCACGAGAGACAGCAGGACCUAAACAUCAUGGUUCUGGCCUCCAGCAGCACCGUCGUCAUGCAGGACGAGUCGUUCCCCGCCUGCAAGAUCGAGUUCUGAGCUCCAUCCUUCCCCCCGACACACUCCUCCAUCACCACCGCCCGUCUCAUCCCGCCGCCGGCCCGUCUCAUCCCGCCACCGGCCCCUCUCAUCGUCGUCUGGAUUUUGAGCGAGAGCAAGCAGCGCUCGACGCUCCUGCAAAAGCUUCUGACUGUAACAAUCAGUCGCUGAAAACUCCUAGGCCUGUGAUUUGUGAUAGUUGGGGUUAGCACGGAAAAUAACGCUUGUGAGUUUCUUUGCUGACCUUGACACGGUUUUUGAGCUUCGAUCCCAUUCAAGAGCAUUUAGAAACCCAGCCACUGACGAGCACCGAUUGGAAAUCUGCUCCCCCCAAAAAAACCACCUUUGAGAUCUAAAUGAAAUCAGGAUUUUCCAACAUGACCUGCUUCAACAGUGACCCGCUAACAGACUGCACAGCCACCGUCACCAUGAACACAUCAUUCAAAGCUCCCUCGUCUCUCCACAACACAACACAUCCUUUUCCAGUCCAGCUCUCAGCUCAGUAGCAUUUGUAUGAUCUUAAUAACGACACAAAUAGAUGUUUUGUGACUCAAACUGCUCCUACUCGUCCUCUGUGGUUGAAGUUGUAGGAGGUUUGGCCCUCUGUCGGCUCUUUUUGAAACUUUUUUUUCUUCCCCUUUUCUUUCUUGGCUGUCACAGCUUCGCCGCUGCAUGAUGCUUGCAUUUGAAGCUCUGAUGGUUGCAGCGAGCUGCGUAGGGUCAAUGCUCUCUUUAGUCAGCCCUCAGGUGUUGAUAGGUUGCUUCAGUCUUCGGCCGUCUGCGCUCAAGUGAAACCCGUGUAGGCGCCAGGCAGAGGAACGCUUCGACGUGAUUUGCGUGACGCUUCGUUGCAUCUCCUGUCUUUGUUGCCGUGUUUCUCCAGUACGCGUUAAGAGUUAUCGUUUAUCAGCGCAGUACAUUUCAAACGGAGUGAGGAGGUGAAACAUCGUCGUCGUCUCCUUAUGUUCAGUCACAUUAAGCCGUUUCUGUCAAUGCAACAGCAAAGUGAUGUGGUGGGGAAACAGGCGGUGACCUGUGACAAAUGUAGCAAAGCUCUUCUGCGGGGCCCCAUCACUGGGAACAAUGUGGCGCUGGAAAGGGCAAUAUUUGUACGAUUGGGUUUAUUUUGCGAGAAUAAAAAAUGUGUGAAGGGUGCUGUGGGAGCCCGCUCUUACUCUACGUGCCUUUAGGUGGGGCAAGCCGCAGUUGGAGAAUAUCUAUACGGAUUUGGCUGCACACACUUUUCCAAAACAAAAGAGCUGAAUUUUCCAACCCGGAAACAUCGGGUGGGAUCCUCGUCGUUGUGGAGAGGAACGUCAGACCAAAUACAAACGAUUCAAAUACAAACGCACUUUUCUGAAGCAGGAGAGGAGAGUUUAAAUGUAGAGUUUUGUUUUGUCGUUGAGGUGCAGAUCGUCAGUGUCAUUGCAGGAGACGAUUCAAACAAUAUGCAAGAACGAGACCUCCCCUCCCCCCCAACCAAAUGACACGAAGCAAACUCUCUGCAGAACAUAACUGCAUGUUGCGUUUCCCAGGAAAUGUUAUAAAGCCACAGCAUGAAUGAUUUUUCUGGGGCCGUACCGGACACUGUUGGAAUGCAGGAGUGUGUUAGCUGUAGGACUAUGUGCGUGAGCGCGAGCGUAAGCAGGAACAUUUUUAAUUACACUAAAUGAUUUUUCUGCUUUACAGCCGAUUACAUUUCUGUUAGAGUGCUGCAGAUUUCUCUGCUGGUUCACAACCAGAUGUUUUAGAAUAGCAUAAUUUUCACUGAUAUGCAAGUUGGCUGGAGAGUUAAAGAGGCACUUUAAUUUUAUCUUUUUGCUGAAAUAAGAAUUUCAUUUCAACCAAUAUUUUUGCCUUCCAUUGUUUAGAUUUUUGUCCUUUUGUCUGUUAUUUGUGAAAGAUUGAUUCAAUCCUGAGCUUUGAACAGGAAGCAGUGAUGUUUCUGGCACUAAUGCCACCCCGGACAAGCCCCCAAACUCCAUUUGAACAAUUUCAUUUUGUAAGCCUUCAGGAAGUAAAAUCAUUGGUGAUAACAGCCUUGGGCGUCACAAGUUGAAUUUUUACCUCAAUCAAAGGGAAUCCUGACACCAAAAUAAGCAUCGAAAGGAUAAUUGUCCCCACAAAUAUAAUCAAAAAGUUUAAUGAACUGCAAAUUAUGUUCAAUAGAUUUGAUCAAAGUGUUCAAGCCUUUUAAAAAACAAUGAAUCAACCGUUCGAUUUAAAAACCUGUCACAUAUUUUAGGACACUGUGGGGUCCCCACUCUCCAUUGACUGGAUAAGUAAAUAAGCACAAGAAAACUCAUUUUUGUUUUUUGUUGCACGCUUCAGGCAUCCCCAAGCCAUGUUACCCUGGGUGGACAGCCACAUCACCCUGAUCAAAAGCUUCUGCUGCCACCAAGAACUAUUAUUUAAGCAACCUCAUUGUCAUCACAGCUGUUACAUUUUAUGAACAAGAAACUAUUCUUGGCUUGCAAAUUUUGAAACGACUCCAUAGAAGGCAACGCACCGUUGCUACCUCAUGCUAGCAGGAUACCAGUGCCAAUUUCUUUUGCUGUAAAACUGGCUCAUAACAGCACUGUAUACCUCAUCUCCCAAACCUGUGUGCUGCAUCUGCUGUCCUUCAGUCUUAAAUCAAAGAUGGCUGAUGCAUAAGCUCAUGUCUCUUCAUUGUAAUCUUUGUCUCUACUUGUGAUGCUUUAGGAAGACAGACAGCUUAUUUGAUCCCACUGUUGAUGAAUUUGUCAUUUUGAUGCCGGUUGGGAAAAAAAAAGCAAAAAAAAAAAAAAAAAAGAAAGCUGGGAACGCACAAAUAAACUUUUAGUUUGGAAGGAGCUUGUUCACUGGAGGGCAAAGUGAAGGGUGAAAAUACCUGAAUGUCUCUGAGAAAAGGUCGUUUUCGCUGCUUAUUUUGAAAAUGUGGUUAGUUAGGAAGAGAAAGCUGCCUUUUUUUUUUCAAUGCGUGCAUUAGGUAAAAUGGAUGGUUUGAGUUGUUGCAAUGAUUUGUUGUGAAAAUAUUGUGUGUUAAGUUGGUAGAUUCCAAAUACUCGGCCUUGGGGUUCUCCAGGCUGCGAGAGAAAUGCUGUGAAACGCUCAACAAUAAACUGUUCUCCCUCGCAGGAGCUGAAAAUGCUCUGUACAGGAGAUCCAUCUUCUUUUUCUGAAUGUAGAGUCGGUACGACCACAUGAAUGCUGCUGGAUUAAAAACGAAAAUGGCAAAAAUGGGGGGUGGGGAAAAAAAAGUUGUUUUAUUCACCAGUUUAGAUAAAAACUAAAGGUGGAGAAUAGCAUGGCUUUUUUCUGGUUCAGGAACAACAAAACCCUUAAACUUAUCAUUUUCUUUUCUCCCACUACAAACACGUGAACUACACAAAAUGAAUUUACAGAUAAAUAAUAACUGCAGCUGCAACCUUUUUUCCUGAAUAUGACUUGAAACACAUGCAGACUCCAAACCCAUGCGGACGGAAACGGAACAGUCACACGUUCCACUAACCUGCAGAACCCAGAUCUGUACAUCUCGCUCCGAUCGAACAGACCUGACAGAAAACUAAACUACCCUGUCUUAUGAAACCGACGUCAGUGACGAGCUCACGCAAACUCCUGAAACAACACAGACAUAACGUCGAGCCCCAGAAAGGAGGAACAAAGUGCAUCUUCCGGUUCUGUGUCACGUCCAUAGCUGCGUUAGAAGAUUUCAGAAUCAGCAUCUGGUGUCAUCUGUCCAUCUAAUCUCUCUGCAUGUGAUAUUUUUAGUUAUAAUCCUGAAUGUAACUGUUUAACAUGAAGAUAACAAUAAUAGUAAUAAUAAUAAUAAUAAUUUAAAAAAAGACAACGCUAUUUUAAAGAGGUAUAUUUGAGAAAAAAAAUGCUUAUUGUCUUAACUGGUACUGACAUGAACUACAGUAAUAUAAUCUUGGGCUCUGCUUUUAUUGUUUGCCCUAUAACAUGUUAAGAAGACGCUGUAUUGGUAAUUCUGUUUGAUUCUCUCUCUUUCUCUCUGUUUUUUUGUUUUGUUUUGUUUUUUAGGGGGUUUGUUUUGUUUUGCAUUGUAUUAAUCUUGAUUCUGUUUUCUUUCUUCCUAUGUGCAAUAUCAAAUAUCUCUCUGUCUCUUUCAAUCUGACUGGUAAAACUAGAACUACUGCAGAUCCAUUGUAAAAGGGAAACAGCCUGGUGAUCAUCAAUUAAACCACAUUGAAGUCUAA
Messenger RNA from Poeciliopsis prolifica (blackstripe livebearer), 16529 nucleotides. RefSeq names its product microtubule-associated protein 1Ab (gene map1ab). Lineage: Eukaryota; Metazoa; Chordata; Actinopteri; Cyprinodontiformes; Poeciliidae. The record is from RefSeq and is a predicted model, not a curated record. Gene Ontology annotation, biological process: dendrite development; microtubule cytoskeleton organization; regulation of microtubule depolymerization. Gene Ontology annotation, cellular component: microtubule; cytosol; dendrite. The transcript is spliced from 7 exons. Bases 10 to 12327 code for a protein of 4105 amino acids. Gene Ontology annotation, molecular function: actin binding; microtubule binding.